GUUUAUGAGGAAUCGAUAGAAAGCCAUAUUUGUAAUGAAAGACAACUAAAACCCAAAUAUAAUUACGGACUAAAUAUAACCGCAAUUAAGGCGACAAUCACUGGCUUUGUGGCCACCGAUGGAUACGUUGGCCACGAAUUUCGCGAUGGCGUUGACCGCCAAAGACAACAUCAUUGAGGAGAAGCUCAAGGAGAUCUCGGAGUUGAAGCAAAUGGUGGAACAGUUGAAGAGAGAGAAGGAGACGGAGAGCAGAGGGAAGAGUGAACUUCAGCUCCGGUUGGACUCAAUCGCUGUCAACGCCACAGACGACCACCUCUUCGCCGAAAACCGCUUCAGUUAUGCCGAAGACAACGUCGACUUCGACGACUACACCACUAUUAGGCGCUCCCGACGCAAGAGACGCCCCAAAAAGUUGAUCGACGCCUCGGUUGCACCGACACGAGCGACACCCUCCACAGCAGAGCCCACACCUAAUGGCCACCGACGGAGGGGUCGGCCGCGACUCCACAAAACCGAAGACACGACCGCCGCAGCCAUUGGGACGGAUCAGCAGCUCGUCGACGGCGCCAACGGGGAGCUCGUGGCCGACGGGAAAGCCAGUGGAGUGUCGGCGGGCGCCGGACAGCCGUUUGUACAGAAACGCAAAUUCCCGCAUCACUGCGAUUGGCCGGGAUGUGAGCGCUCCUUCAGACGACCUGCUUUCUUAAGGAAACACAAACGCGUCCAUACGGGAGAGAAGCCUUUCAAGUGCGAGUGGGAGGGCUGUACGUUCGCCAGCGCCGACGUCUUCUGUCUGCGCACUCAUCAGAUGCGACACACGGGAGAGAAGCCCUACAAAUGCAAAGUGAGUGGUUGUGGAUGGAGUGGACGGCAGCAGACGAGUUACGACAGACACCGGCGCGUCAUCCACGGCCAGCAACGGAUCUUCCAAUGCGAUUGGCCCGGAUGUGACCGUCGCUAUCGAGACAAGCAUUCGCUGAACUAUCACCGGAAGUCACAUACGGGCGAAAAGGAGUUCAUGUGUUCAUAUCCGGGGUGUGGGAAGCGCUUCAUCGGCAGAAGCGAUAUGAAGAAACACGAGAGCACUCACAAUGCGGUCAAACCGUACAAGUGCUCGUGGCCCGGAUGUGGACGCAGUUUCGUACAGAAGCGCUACCUCACACUCCAUAACCUCAAGCACACAGGAGAGCGUCCGUUUCCGUGCGAUUGGCCGGGCUGUGAGUGGCGCUCAUUCACGCCUCACGAACAGGCGAAGCACAAGAAGACACACACCGGAGAGCGCCCGUAUCCCUGCGAGCGCUGCGAACGGCGUUUCGCCGACGAAUCCAAUCUUAAGGUACGGCGCAAAGUGCGGUCAAAGGGUGUGGUAUUAACGGCACACUUGCGGACAGUACACGAGGGCCAGAAGAACCAUCAGUGCGCUUAUCCCGGGUGUGGCAAGAAAUAUACGGUCCGGAGAACGCUUCUCAUACAUCAGAUGAAAGCGCACCCGAGUAUGGCGUCGGGGAUCAUCACCACUGGUCACUCAUUAUCAUCGGCAGCGCCCGUCUCUCUGCUCGAAGUGGACGACGGAUCAGAACAACAGAUUCAGACAAUUAUCGUCACAACCGAUGAAUGAAUAGAUUUUUAAAGUUUUUAUUUGUUUUCUAAUUCUUCGAU
This is a messenger RNA of Oppiella nova, 1659 nucleotides long. NCBI's taxonomy places the organism in Eukaryota, Metazoa, Arthropoda, Arachnida, Sarcoptiformes, Oppiidae. The record is from the annotation of a GenBank genome assembly.